Messenger RNA from Caenorhabditis angaria, 471 nucleotides. The record is from the annotation of a GenBank genome assembly. Lineage: Eukaryota; Metazoa; Nematoda; Chromadorea; Rhabditida; Rhabditidae.
AUGUCAAAUUUCUGGGCGGUUCUAUUGAUUUUCGGGAUUCUCGUCGUGAGUUUUUUCUACAGUACUCUACAGUACCCAAAAUUUUUGCAGCUCAAAUGGUCCCAUCAAAAAUGCCGCCAAGACUGCGGCCCCGUGCGCUUCGAGACCCGCAACUACACUCUAGUCGACAAAAAUGGCCGGAAAUGUCGCGGUUCGAUUGAUCUAGCCAUUUGUGAUGGAUGUUGUGAAUCCAGUGAGGUACUGUAGGUUUUUUGGCGCCAAAAAAAAAUGCCACGUGUCAUUUUGCAGCUCGGCUCUCACGUCUUCCCCUACAAUGUGCAAAUGAGCACCGCGUGUUUUUUGGUGGAGACCUCGCAGAAGACUGUGCAAUUCACCGAUUGUGAUUGGCUUGCGGAACACGGCAUCCGGAAUGUCCGCAUUCCGCAUGGCGAAAAAUGCGAGUGUCGAGAGAUUCCCAGUCGAUUUUAUUGA